CGCACCACCCGCUUCCGACCCAAAUCCUCCUUCACCUCCCGUGCUCUCCUCUUCCCUGCCGUCUAAACCCUCGCCCGUGCUCUACCUCCGGCGGCGGCGGCGGCGGCUGCGCUCUCUCUCUCCGGCGAGGCCGGCCUCUGCUUCCACUACAUCAGUAAGGAAGUAUGGAUAUACCUGCUGAGGCUCUUGCGGUUGCGGAGCAUGAGCUGAGCGAGAUCCCUAAUCUUGGUGAGCCAGCCGAUAUUAAAACUGAGGAACAAGCCAAUCCUGACAGUGAUGUGCCAGAGCAGUACGAGGAAGAGCUGGAAAAACCAUCUCCUGAUGAGGAACUGAAAGAACCCAAAACCGAAGAAUGUGGGAACCCAAACGAUGGAUUGCAGGUGAACAUGAAGAUUGAGAAUAUGGGGCAUGAGCUUAAAGAGGACCAGGCUAUCCCUUCGCAUGAAGCGCCAGCAGAUGUUGAUGGUGGGGAAGCUGAGGCAGAGCAACUGGCCAAUGUGGAGACGGAAGAUAAGAAAUGGCCUGGGUGGCCUGGAGAAAGUGUGUUCCGUGUACUGGUUCCUGUCCAAAAGGUGGGUGCUGUCAUUGGCCGCAAAGGGGAGUUUAUCAAAAAAAUGUGUGAAGAAUCCAGAGCUCGCAUAAAGAUUCUUGAUGGCCCACCAGGUGUUCCUGAAAGAGCUGUAAUGAUUUCAGCAAAAGAUGAACCAGAUGCACUUGUUUCUCCAGCUGUCGAUGGUUUGCUCAGAGUACAUAAAAGAAUAACGGAUGGUUUAGACAGUGAAACUGAUCAGCCUCAGCGAGGUGCUGGUCCUGUAGGCCCAACACGGCUACUUGUGCCAGCUUCCCAAGCUGGCAGCUUGAUUGGCAAGCAAGGAGCAACCAUUAAAUCCAUACAGGAUGCAUCAAAAUGUGCUCUCCGCAUUCUUGAGAAUGUGCCACCUGUGGCAUUAAAUGACGACAGAGUUGUUGAGAUACAAGGUGAACCUCUUGAUGUUCACAAAGCAGUGGAACUGAUUGCAAGUCAUUUGAGAAAAUUUCUUGUUGACCGCAGUGUUCUCCCUUUGUUCGAAGCACAGAUGAAAGUGCACAAUGUGCCCAGAGAGCAACCUAUGCCUGCUCCUCAGCCAUGGGGUCCUCCUCCACAGUGGAGUCAUCCACCAAACAUUCCUCCUCCUGGCCCAGGUUAUGGUGGGAAUCCACAUUUUAUGCCUCCACGGCCUCAAGAUAACUAUUAUCCUCCUCCUGAUGUGCACCCGGUGGAAAAGCAACCUCAGUAUGGAAUUUCUUCGUAUGGACGUGAUGCACCUCCUAGUGGUGCUCCUCCUGUCUCAGGGAAUCAACACCUGCCACCUGGGUCUUCUCAAAUUACACAAACCUUACAAGUUCCUCUUUCGUACGCUGAUGCUGUGAUUGGGGCUGCUGGUGCCAGUAUUAGCUACAUCCGCAAGCAUAGUGGUGCAACAAUAAGUAUUCAAGAAGGUGUACCUGGAGAGAUGAAUUUGGAGAUGACAGGGAGUGCCUCACAAGUUCAAACUGCUCAGCAACUAAUCAAGAAUUUCAUGGCCGAAGCUUCUCCACAAGCUCCCCCGCCAGGCCCUGCCCCUCCCUCCCAACCAGUUGAUAACUACAACUCUUACCCUCCAUAUGGAGGACCAUCUUAUGGAUCUCCUCCAGGUGGUGCAGGUCCUGGUCCGCACAAUGGAGGAAGCUACGGUGGUGCACACUACCCGCCAAACUAUGGGUAUUAGUUGUAAGGCAAACGGUCUAGGCUUUAGAGGAGAGGGCUUUCGUUUUUGUUGGCCAGCCUGUUCAUCUGUUGAGAACUUGGUAUUAUUAGGAUUUCAAAACUUUUGGUGCUGUAAACUGCUUUCUGACGCCUGUGACAACUGUUCUACGACCUGCUGGUUACAUGCUCUUUUGGUGCUGUAAACUUAAUUAUUAACCUAUCCUCCUUCCUACUCCACCUAAUCAUAUUUUUUCACCUAA
This is a messenger RNA of Brachypodium distachyon (stiff brome), 1986 nucleotides long. Its product is annotated as flowering locus K homology domain. The coding region runs from base 165 to 1748 and encodes 527 amino acids. The transcript is spliced from 7 exons. Gene Ontology annotation, cellular component: nucleus; cytoplasm. The record is from RefSeq and is a predicted model, not a curated record. Gene Ontology annotation, molecular function: mRNA binding. Lineage: Eukaryota; Viridiplantae; Streptophyta; Magnoliopsida; Poales; Poaceae. Gene Ontology annotation, biological process: regulation of gene expression.